AUGUUAGUCAAAGAGCACACAGAGGCCCAUGGGGCUUAUGUCUCUGAGCAGCCAAGUCCUCGUGCAGUUGCAUUUGAGGAGAAGGAGGUUUUCAAGAAGACGGAUUCUGGGGUCAAUUUCCGCGAGGUGGGUUGGUUCAAUGCGGGCGUGAUUUUCAUCAAAAUUCUUUUUGCAACAGGGGUGCUUUCGCUGCCAUCGGCGCUGUACUCGUUAGGUGCGGUGGGAGGAUCAAUCAGUAUUGUGGCCUGGGGAUGCUUCAACACUUACUGUUUUGUAAUUCUGGGCAACUUCCGUAUGAAACACCCUCACUGCCACUCGAUUGCCGACAUGGCCCAGGUUGUCGGGGGCAUUGUUGCCAAGGAACUGACUGGUCUGCUCUUCAUCAUUGCCUAUGUACUGGUGACGGGCAGCGGCAUAGUUGGCGUGUCAACGGCACUGAAUGCUCUUUCGCACCACGCGGCCUGCACGGUCUGGUGGUCAUUCCUGGCCGCGGUUGUGAUUGUCGCGACUGCCUCCAUCCGCAAACUUGAGCAUGUCGGCUGGCUGACCUAUGCGGGAUUCCUGUCCAUUUAUGCUGCUGUGCUCAUUGUCGUGAUCGGGGUGACCACCCGAGACCGGCCAGCAGCUGCACCGCAAGAGGGACCAUACGAGCUGGGCUUCGUCGCUGUCAACAACCCGGGUUUUGCCGCCGGUAUGGUGGCCUCCUGUACCAUCUUUGUCUCCUCGGCCGGCACCAGUGCCUUCCUGCCAGUCAUCUCGGAGAUGCGGAACCCGAAAGACUAUAAGAAACCGCUGUAUUUCUGUAUGGCCCUGGUGACUGCAUCGUACCUCGCCUUUAGCUUGGUUGUCUAUCGCUGGUGUGGGAAGUGGGUUGCAAGCCCAUCGCUGGGGAGCGCAGGGCAAACGAUCAAGAUGGUGUCUUACGGCGUUGCACUGGUCGGAUUGAUCGUGAGCGGCGCCCUCUACCUGCAUGUCGCUGCCAAGUACGUCUUCGUACGGAUCCUGGGGAAAUCGCGCCACCUGCAGACCAACACCGUCAUCCAUUGGGGCACCUGGUUUGCCAGCACGAUCAUUCUCGGCGCGCUGGCGUUUAUUCUAGCGGAAGCGAUUCCGAUCUUCAAUUAUCUAAUUGCGCUCGUGGGAUCGGUGUGUUUCGCCCCCCUUGCCAUGAGCCUUCCUGGUUGGUUCUGGUUGUACGAUCACGGGCACUACAGGAAGGGGACGUUGAUUCAGAAGCUUGUCUACCUGCUGCAUUGCGGCAUGGUGCUUCUGGGGCUCUUCUUCCUGGUUGGGGCAACGUACGGCGUGAUCAUUCAGAUCAUCAAUGCAUAUAGCUCCGGAGCGAUUGGAUCGGCGUUUAGUUGUCUCGAUAACUCGAAUUCGUCUUGA
This is a messenger RNA of Aspergillus tanneri, 1389 nucleotides long. RefSeq names its product putative neutral amino acid permease. The record is from RefSeq and is a predicted model, not a curated record. Lineage: Eukaryota; Fungi; Ascomycota; Eurotiomycetes; Eurotiales; Aspergillaceae. Gene Ontology annotation, biological process: amino acid transmembrane transport. Gene Ontology annotation, molecular function: amino acid transmembrane transporter activity. Gene Ontology annotation, cellular component: vacuolar membrane. The coding region runs from base 1 to 1389 and encodes 462 amino acids. The transcript is spliced from 4 exons.